GCGCCAGGGACCCUGAUCUCCAGACUGAUGGCACUGCUCCGCUGCCUACUCCUGGCUUUCCUUUGGAUGUGCAUGACCGGGAGGCCGAGUGUGGGACUAAAUGUCUCUCAGCCUAGAUGUCUGGGAGUUUCAAACAUGAACGAAUUUGCUCUGGAAUGUGAGCACAGUUCCGACGAUGUUGCUGAACUAGCGUUAACAAUUCUUAAAGGCUUGAACAAAUCUGAAGUUUGCCGUGGUGUAAUAUCUUCAACCGAACUAUAUAUAACCUCCUAUGGGCAACUUAAUUGUCAGUUUCAACGAAUACCAAAUAAAAUCUCCGUCAUCAUAUCUGGACUGCACUCUUCGAUGAUUGAUAUUUAUUUCUGCAAGAUUGAGUUGUUAUACCCGCCACCUUUUGAAUCCAGUGAGGGAAGUGGGACCUUCAUCUAUCCGAGUUCAAAGGACAUGAAAUGCCCUCGGUUUUCAUUCUUGCUGAUCAUGGGAAUUCUAAUCCCAGUGCUUACAUUGUGCAUGAUCAACAUAUUUUUUCUGACUACUAAAGUAAGUAACAAAGCAAACUUUACUGUGAUCACUGGCAUAAGCAGAGAUGAACUGAGACAGGACUUUUACCAGGAACCAACACCGUACAGCUUCAAACGUGAGAACAGAAAAUCAAGAGAUACUUAUCAGUUCAAGCAGCAACUGCAAAUAGAGAAACAGAAUAUCAAUGCUCAGUAUUGUCUGAUUCUCAGUGGAGCAAAUUGUACAUUGCUUCAAUUCCAUGCUGUCUAUCAACUGUGGUAGAGGAUACCCAGCGUCAGCCUCUGCAACUCUUCACCAGUGUGCUGUUCCAGCAUUAAUCUCUGGAACUCUUCACCAUGUUCUCACCCAGUGUUGAACACUACACCCCUGGCCUCCUUUCCUGGGAUGGAUUUGUGAACCCACGAUCAACAUGAUUUCAAGAGAGAGAUUUAGCUCUUAAGGUUUCAAGAGAGAGUUAGAUUUAGCUCUUAGGGCUAAGGGCUAAAGGAAUCAAGGGAUAUGGGAAAAAAGAAGCAACAGGGUACUGAUUUUAGAUGAUUAGCUAUGAUCAUAUUGAAUGGCAGUGCUGGCUCGAAGGGCCGAAUGACCUUGUUUCUAUGAACAUGUUUCUAUGUUUCUAACCAUUCCUGGAUUAUUUUUAUUUGGUUAAAACAUGACUUUCUACGUUAACAGUGUCAGAAGGUUUGAUUAUUGUUAGCAGGGGGUUUAAUUAUUUGUGAAAAUAGUAGUCUGGAGUUGGCCUGUUUCCAGCCCUAUGAGAGUCUACAAUUGCAUCCUUCCUAUUAGAAUUCCAAUUCCAACCUUAUCCAUCCCCAUUUGACAGAUAUUGGGCACUGCCACCAAUUUAGACCGGAGCAUGCCAAAUGUGUACAUGCUGGAAAUUUUAAAGUCUUUUGCCUGUAAUUGCCUACAGCUGUUAUUCCCCACUUCCCUGCGUUUUUUAUCCCUGUGAUGCUUUGGUUAGGAACCAAUCUCCUGUGUAAUUAUUUCUCCAUCCACUGAAG
Molecule: messenger RNA, 1526 nt
Organism: Leucoraja erinaceus (little skate)
Lineage: Eukaryota; Metazoa; Chordata; Chondrichthyes; Rajiformes; Rajidae
Product: cytotoxic T-lymphocyte protein 4-like
Exons: 3
Coding region: 28-783 (251 amino acids)
Biological process (GO): T cell receptor signaling pathway; regulation of T cell proliferation
Cellular component (GO): external side of plasma membrane
Source: RefSeq, a predicted model, not a curated record